AUGUCUCGUCAAUCCGUCUGCAGGAGCUUCGGAGGGGGGAGUCGGAGGGGCUUCAGCUCCUGCUCUGCCAUGGGCGGGGGCUUCGGGGGCGGCCGCAGCCGGAGCAGCUACAGCUCCUACUCCAUGUCCAGGGGCUUCGGGGCCGGCGGGCGCUGCGGCGGCUUCGGCAGCAGGAGCCUCCACGGGCUGGGGAGCGGCGCCAGGAUAUGUGGGGGCUGCUACGGGGGCAGGAUGGGCGGUUUCGGCGGCGGCUACGGGGUCGGCAGCUUCGGGGGCGGGAUGGGCGGCGGAGGAGGAGGAAUGUGCGGCUUCGGAGAUGGAGGCGGUGGAGGAAUGGGGGGCUUCGGCGCUGGGGUGGGCGGCUACGGCGGUGGCUAUGGUGGCCCGGGCUUUGGUGGCCCGGGCUUUGGUGGCCCAGGCUGUCAUGGUGGCCCGGGCAGAGCCGGCCCCGGCAUCCAGCCGGUGCAGAUUGACUCGACCCUGCGGCCCGUCCACGUGGAGAUCGACCCCCAGAUCCAGCAGGUGAAAACCCAGGAGAAGGAGCAGAUCAAGACCCUGAACAACCAGUUUGCCUCCUUCAUCGACAAGGUCCGGUUCCUGGAGCAGCAGAACAAGGUCCUCUCCACCAAGGAGCUGCUGCAGCAGCAGGGGCCGUCGGGGCCGAGGAAGGACCUGAGUGUGAUCUUUGAGAGCUACAUCCAGAACCUGAGGAGGCAGCUGGACUCCAUCCUGGCGCCGGGGCAGCUGGAGUCGGAGCUGCAGAACAUGCAGCAGUACGUCGAGGAGUACAAGAGCAAGUACAAGGAGGAGAUCAACCGGCGCACGACGGCCGAGAACGAGUUCGUGGUGCUGAAGAAGGACGUGGACUCGGCCUACAUGACCAAGGUGGAGCUGGAGGCCAGGGUGGGAGCUCUGACCGACGAGAUCAACUUCCUGAGGGCCAUCUACGAGGAGGAGCUGGCCCAGAUGCAGACCAUCAGCCGGGACCUGUCCGUGGUGGUGUCCAUGGACAACAACCGGCACCUGGACCUGGACAGCAUCAUCGAGGAGGUGCGGCGCCAGUACGAGCAGAUCGCCCAGAGCAGCCGCGCCGAGGCCGAGGCCUGGUACCAGAGCCAGUACGAGCAACUGCAGAGCACGGGGCGCCACGGGGACAACCUGCGCAACACCAAGAUCGAGAUCCAGGAGCUGACCAGGAACAUCCAGAGGCUGGUGGACAUCGAGAACGUGAAGAAGCAGAACCAGCAUCUGCAGUCGGCCAUCGCCGAGGCCGAGGAGAGGGGCGAGAUGGCCCUCAAGGACGCCCGGAUAAAGCUGGAGGAGCUGGAGGCAGCGCUGAGCAAGGACAAGGAGGAGCUGGCCGGCUGCUGAAGGAGUACCAGGAGGCUGAACGUCAAGAUCGCGCUGGACGUGGAGAUCGCCAUGUACAGGAAGCUGCUGGAGGGGGAGGAGAACAGGCUCUGCAACGACAGCAUGUCCAACGUCAACGUCAGCGUGGUCGGCAGGACCACCACCGUGACCGGAGGCAGAGUCGGCGGGGGAGGAGGAUUCGGCGGCAGCGGGAUGGGAGGAGGAUUCGGCGGCGCGGCGGGGAGGGGAUUCGGCGGCAGCGGGAUGGGGGGAGGAUUCGGGGCAGCGGGAUGGAGGGGAGGUUGGAGGAUCGGGGGGAGGAUUCACGGCGGCGGGGAGGGGGUGUGCGGCGGCGGAGGGAGGAAGCGGCUUCGGGGCGGCAGCGUGGGCGGCAGCUGCGGGAUGGGAGGAGGGAUGUACGGCGGGGGCUUCUCCGGCAGCGGGAGGAUUUGCGGCUCCGGCGGGGGCUCGUCCUCGGUGCGGAGAAGCGUCACCACCACCUCGGUGAAGUCCUCGGGGGUGCGGUUCUGA
Molecule: messenger RNA, 1881 nt
Organism: Chiroxiphia lanceolata (lance-tailed manakin)
Lineage: Eukaryota; Metazoa; Chordata; Aves; Passeriformes; Pipridae
Product: keratin, type II cytoskeletal 6C-like
Biological process (GO): keratinization; intermediate filament organization
Cellular component (GO): keratin filament
Molecular function (GO): structural constituent of skin epidermis
Source: RefSeq, a predicted model, not a curated record